AUGUCGGUGAUGCAGAAACGGCAGCACUGUUACUUAUGCGACUUGCCCCGUAUGCCGUGGGCAAUGUUGCAUGAGUUUUCAGAGGCUGUUUGCCGUGGUUGCGUCAACUACGAAGGUGCAGAUCGCAUCGAAGUAGUGUUAGAUACUGCCAGACAGUUAAAACGCGCCCACGGCUUUCAAGAAGGUCGUGGGCCGACACACACUAAAGGAGCACACCGCGCACCUUUGGAAGCUCACCAGAAUGGUGCUGAAACGGCUGCCAGAGGACAACCUGCUCCUCCAGCUCACCACGCGCCCACCACUGGAUUUACUCUGCACCAUGCGAGACCUACAGCCAGUGCUGGCCUGUUAGCAGAAUAUGGUGGACGAAGAGAAGAGCACGAAGGACGGCGACUUACACACCUACCUACACAUCAUUUACCAACACACGGCGGUGCCCGUCUCGCUCCUGGUCUCACACUGAAGCGGCCACUGGAUGAUGAUGAUCAUCAAAACCACCAUGAGCCUACAAAACGGCUUUUAGAGGAACAUUCCAGACCUCCUCUAACUCGUGGUGAUUCACUUCCAGCAGUUUCUUUGGCAGCUCCGUUCGCUCCAGCAGAUCGUGUUUUCAAGCAAGAAAAACAUCCACUACGCACACCAUCCUUUGAUGCAUCUUCAUUUAAGACAAAUGGUUAUGGCAACAGUGCACCUCUGACAAAUGGUUCUGCAAACUCUCCACUGGGCCGCUCGGCAGGAUCUCCUCCAGUGACCGGUGCUAGUGGAGUAGGUGCCGGAGGCGCUGGUCCCUCUCCAAUGGCGGCACUCAUGUCCGUAGCUGAUACGCUGCCUCCAGGUUCACCACGCUCUGCCGGUGGAUCUCCACCCCAGCCACCACCACAGCGGUCAAAUAGCCGCUCUAGCCAACACUCUCCCAAUUCGUCAGGGUCAAAUGGCGGGCGGCGGUCGUCGGGCUCGCGACACGUGUCGUCUACUACGUCGGUCUCGUCCACGGAGGCGGGUGACGGCGCUGACGCUACUGCGCCAGCGCCUACGCCGCUGCUCAAGUGCACGCUCUGUCAGGAGCGUCUCGAAGAUACUCACUUCGUUCAGUGUCCCAGUCAGCCCCAUCAUAAAUUCUGCUUCCCCUGCUCCCGAGAUUCCAUCAAGAGGCAGCAAGGCUCAGAGGUGUACUGUCCGAGUGGGGAAAAAUGUCCAUUGGCCAAUUCUACGGUGCCAUGGGCGUUCAUGCAGGGUGAGAUAGCGACGAUUCUCGGUGAGGAGUUCAAACCGAAGAAGGAGCGAGAGACCUAG
Messenger RNA from Diatraea saccharalis (sugarcane borer), 1293 nucleotides. NCBI's taxonomy places the organism in Eukaryota, Metazoa, Arthropoda, Insecta, Lepidoptera, Crambidae. The record is from the annotation of a GenBank genome assembly.